UAAUCAUUCAAUAAAAAUAAAUGAUAAGACAAUAAAUUAAUAUAUGGUUUUAUCUUAUAACCAAUCCUUUGUGUAGCGAGCCUAAUCUUUUUUUUUUCAUUAUUUGAAAAGAAACAAAUACACAAAUGUCACUUCAACUGCACCAACACAGCUCUUCCAAAUCUUCAACUAUUCAUCACGAACAAUGCAUUAGGGACUUCAACUUACACUUAUCGUCAGGUUUUUGAGGUUGAGGACUCCUUCAAGCAUAGCCUCACCUUUCUCAAAGCUGCCGGUUCGUGUAGGAGCUACCAAAGGAAUUUCCAGUGUCUGUGAGCCCCUUCCACCUGAUAGACCACUGUGGUUUCCAGGGAGCUCGCCACCAUAGUGGCUUGAUGGGAGGUCAUAUCUCAUCUUUAACACUUGAUUCAUAUUUUUCAGUUGUAAUUACUGUAUUUAAAAAUUUCAGCCUUCCUGGAGAUUUUGGCUUCGAUCCUCUUGGAUUAGGAUCCGAUCCUGAGCUGCUCCAGUGGUUUGCGCAGGCUGAGCUAAUGCGUGGUAGAUGGGCAAUGCUCGCGGUUGCUGGCAUUUUAAUCCCGGAAUGCCUUGUGAAGCUUGGAUUCAUGGAGAGCUUCUCAUGGUUUGAUGCUGGGGUGCGGGAGUACUUUGCUGAUCCCUUGACCUUGUUUUUUGUGCAAAUGGCAUUGAUGGGUUGGGUUGAAGGGAGGAGAUGGGCCGAUUUGGUUCGUCCUGGAAGCGUUGAAAUAGAACCAAAGUUCCCAAACAGGGAGAGCCCGAAGCCAGAUGUUGGUUACCCGGGUUGAUUGUGGUUUGAUCCCAUGCAGUGGGGAAGAUUAUCACCUCAGCCUGUGAUGGUAUUGAGGACCAAAGAGAUUAAGAAUGGGAGAUUGGCCAUGCGCUUUCAGGCUAUUUAUACUGGAGACGGGCCUCUUGAUAACUUGAUGGCUCAUAUUGCUGAUCCAGGGCAUUGCAAUAUAUUCUCGGCAUUCUCAUCCCAUUGAUUUGCUGGAAGAGAAAUUACUCAUUCAAUAAAACAUUGAAGCAGCAGAAAAGAAUCCACGGAGAAAAAACGAAUCCAUUGUGAAGGACUUUGUAGCUACGAUGUAAAUUAAAGUAACAAUAUCGUUUUUUUUUUUUGGUAAGCUUGCAGGUCUGCUAAACUCUAUCUUUCAGAUCUUCCAGAAUUGUAUUAUGAACUCUUCUUAAUACAUACAAUGAACAACCUUAGUU
Molecule: messenger RNA, 1230 nt
Organism: Dendrobium catenatum
Lineage: Eukaryota; Viridiplantae; Streptophyta; Magnoliopsida; Asparagales; Orchidaceae
Product: photosystem I chlorophyll a/b-binding protein 6, chloroplastic-like
Biological process (GO): response to light stimulus; photosynthesis, light harvesting in photosystem I
Cellular component (GO): membrane
Source: RefSeq, a predicted model, not a curated record